This is a messenger RNA of Ictalurus furcatus (blue catfish), 3195 nucleotides long. RefSeq names its product von Willebrand factor A domain containing 1 (gene vwa1). Gene Ontology annotation, molecular function: protein binding. Lineage: Eukaryota; Metazoa; Chordata; Actinopteri; Siluriformes; Ictaluridae. The transcript is spliced from 6 exons. Bases 294 to 1844 code for a protein of 516 amino acids. The record is from RefSeq and is a predicted model, not a curated record.
AUUCAGUAGCUCUAGCUCUCACAGUCUCAAUCUGUUUUUGGUUUAGCCUGCCGCAAGACACAGCAGUCCGGGUGAGUCAGUCGACGGAAGUUGUAGCUACAGGUGUGCACUUAUUGUGUUCUUUCGGGAAAAAGGAGGCGUGUAACAAAGCAAGACCUGCUAACAUUUUCAAGGUUGACUACUAGGGCAAAACCUCUGGACGAAACAUGGUUAUUACCUGCCGUGGAUGUGACCGUUUUCAGUAGUCUAAUAUACUAUUCCGCGCCUCAGGAAACAACACAGGGAAGCGCGCGAUGGAGUUUCGGCUCGUGCUCACAUGCCUGCUGUUCAGCUUUCACCUGCGCGCGGGAAAGUCGCAGAGCUCGAGCUCCGGUUCAGUUUUGAACUGCUGUGAAGGCGAUGUCUUGUUCCUGUUGGAUUCUUCGGGCAGUGUCUCUAUGUUUGAGUUUUCGCACAUGCUAAACUUCCUGUCAGAGCUUGUGCAGCCUUUUUCUCUGGGUCAUGGCCAGGUGAGGAUGGCGCUGUUGCAGGUUGGCACAAUGCCACACCUGGAGUUUGGCUUCGAGGCUUAUAGCAGGCAGCAGGACCUUCAGGAAGCACUGCAGAGGACUCAAAAACUUGGGGGAGACACCAAUACAGAGGAAGCUCUUCUGAUCGCCAAGGAGGAGGUGUUGAAGCAGGGCAUCCCAGGAGGAGCCAGAGAAGGACUGCCAAGAGUGCUGGUGUGGCUUACUGAUGGUGUGGAGCCUGGAGAUGUGCAGCAGUUCAUGACUGAGCUGCGGAACGAGGGUGUCUAUGUGCUGGCUGUGUCCACUGGUCGAGGGAACUACCAGGUACUAAGGGAUGUUGUGAGUCCACCUGCUGAGGAUCACCUGCACUUUGUGGAUAUCGAAGACAUGAGUAUCAUCACUGAGGACUUGAGGAAUGCCAUCAUUGAAAUCAUUCGUGCUAAGAGGCUGCAGGUUCAAGACAUCACCUCUACUAGUGCAGAGUUGCACUGGAGGCCUGUGCUUGCAGGUACCGGGUACUAUGACAUCCGGUUUGGACCUGUUCACUCGGGACAUACAGAAACGAGUAUGAAAGAGAAUGGUACUGACCAAAGCACAGCUGUAAGCCCCUAUCAGAGAAUCACCCGCCCAGGCAACUCCAGCUCUACCAGGCUGAGCAACCUACGUCCGGACACCACAUACAAUGUCUCGCUAAUACCGCGAUCCAACUUAGAGGCCUUUAACACCCUACAUACCACCUUCACCACACAGCCAGAGAUCCAGAGCCCGGUGCAAGUGACGGUUUCUGAGUCAACCAUGACCAGUGUGAGAGUGAGCUGGGGACCGCUGCAGCCUAAAUCUGUACAGACUUACCAGGUGGAGUACUCCACCCUUCCAACAGGGAAACUCCAUGUGCUCACUGUUAAUAACAGGCAGAACUCAACGGUACUGACUAACCUGCAGCCUGGGACACAGUACCUGGUCACCGUGAGUGCCAGCUACUUCUCUGGCAAAGAGAAAGCCAUGUCUGUCAAAGCAUGCACUCAAGAAGUGUUGCCAGCUCUAGCAGAUCUGCAUCUCACUACAGUGGGAAAUGACUCCGUGCUGGUCAAGUGGAAAGGAGGUGCUGAAGGUUUACGUGGUUACUGGCUGACAUGGGAAGGCGAGUCUAUACGAUCCUCUAGGCAGCGUUCCACUUUAUACCUGCCACCCCACCUCCUCUCUACAACCCUUACCCACGUACCCAGCGAUGCCCGUGUGUGCGUCUCCCCUGUUUACAAGUCAGCUCGGGGAGAAGGCCUGUGCUGUACGGCUCACUUUGGCUCAGCUGCAUUUACUUGGAGUCACAACUUGUAGUUCUGCCAGACAGAUGGAUGAAGAGCUGAAAACCUUACCACAGAUGGAAAAAGGGGAAGAGAAAAGGUUAUAACUCAUACAGUUAUAGCACUUGUUGUCCACAGAGAGGUGCUCUAAAGCAAUUACACCAACUGCACUGAAUAGACAAACUGAAGUUAUUUAAACCAGCAAACACACUAUGCAUGCACCUAAACACAAAAAAGAAUGAAAAAUUGGUAGUAUUUAAGUUAAGAUGGUAAUGAAACCAUUAAAUGUCCAAUGAGAACAUCAGUCAAAAGCAUGUGUUUGUCUGUCGUGUAUAUAUUUUAGUAAUGGAAUUGAAUUUAAUUGAAUAUGUUGGCUUACAGCCCUAUACAUUUUAUGUUUGAAAAGGGAACAAUGAAAUACUUUUAAUAGUUAAGUUAACUUAGGACACACACCUAGCUAAUGUUGCACAUCUAAAACACUGCCUGAAAGUAAAUUAUGUAUUGUUAAGGCACACGAUUAGGGCCAUUUAUCCCAGUGGUUUUUAUACAUGUUCCUGGAGUUCCCCUGCCUUACAUGUUGUUUUUCCUGAUUCAAACAAUCUACUAAUUAACACCCUUCCUGUGUUGACAUGGGGGUACUUGAGGAGGGAAAACAUCACAACAAAACAAAAAGUGCAAGGUAUGGGUCCUGCAGGAUCAGGGUUAGAAACCACUCAUUUAGGCCACUAUAAUUAUCUCUCUAUGAGAUUGUAAGGUUGAUAAAAAUAAGGAACAGAUUUUGAGUUCCUUGUAGCUACUAAUGAGAGGGUGUAACAUGUGUUUUGUGGUCAAGAAGGGCCUUAAUCAGUUUCCAGAAAACUUCAGCGGCACAAUCCACUACCUACACACGUCUACUGAGGGAUGCACAUAAAGAUUUGCUUUUUAUACUUUACUCCUGCAUCUUGUCAUUUCAGGAUGUGUUCAUGAAUGGUUGUGCUUUUUUUUUGCUUUGCACAUUUCCAGUAUGGGGUUGCGGCACAGAAAUCCUCUACUGCCUCCUUGUGGAUUAUCAGAGAUAUUGAUGCUUUUUAUGGUUUAUACAUACAGUACAUUCUAUUAUUUCAAACUAUUGGCAUAAUGUCCACAUUAUGAAGAGCUGCUUUAAAGUUUAACAUGCGUGUAAAUAAGAUGACUCGGAAUUUAGCACUUUCAUUUCCUACUGUUCGCUAAACUACUCAUCAUGCUUGCACACUGUCUUAAUCAAGGUAUAUCAAAUGUAUUGCAUUACAAAAACAUGCUUGUAAAAUAUUUAAUUAUAUACACAUUACACAAUGUCUUAUACUGUACAAGACUCCCCGAACUUUAUUGUUGAUUUUAAAUAAAUAGAUUUCCACUUCCGUAUAAAA